This is a messenger RNA of Arabidopsis thaliana (thale cress), 1833 nucleotides long. RefSeq names its product UDP-Glycosyltransferase superfamily protein. Bases 227 to 1570 code for a protein of 447 amino acids. Gene Ontology annotation, molecular function: UDP-glycosyltransferase activity. The transcript has 2 exons. The record is from RefSeq and is marked reviewed. NCBI's taxonomy places the organism in Eukaryota, Viridiplantae, Streptophyta, Magnoliopsida, Brassicales, Brassicaceae.
CCUGCUGAUAUUCAUGUGAUUUCUCACGCAACACAACGUAUUAAUCAUAGCCGUGACUAGUUGGCAUUUAAGAAUUAUAUCCUUUGGAAGAUCUUCGAAUCUACACGAAAUGGGAUUUUAAUAAUUCUACAUAUGGAUCACAUUCACCUAUAUAUAUAUAGAUAUGCUAUGCAUUGAGAUAAAACAUGAGAUAGGGAGAGAGUGUAGUAGAGAGAGGGGUUAAGAAAUGGAGAAAAGAGUAGAGAAGAGAAGGAUAGUGUUGGUUCCACUUCCAUUACUAGGACAUUUCACUCCGAUGAUGCAACUCGGCCAAGCCCUUAUCUUGAAGGGAUUCUCAAUUAUAGUUCCUCAGGGAGAAUUCAAUCGAGUAAACUCUUCGCAGAAGUUCCCUGGUUUUCAAUUUAUCACCAUACCAGAUUCUGAACUCGAGGCAAAUGGACCAGUCGGGUCUCUAACACAGCUCAACAAAAUUAUGGAGGCAAGCUUCAAGGACUGUAUAAGGCAGUUGUUGAAACAACAAGGCAAUGAUAUUGCAUGUAUCAUCUACGACGAGUUCAUGUAUUUUUGUGGAGCCGUAGCUGAGGAGUUGAAGCUUCCCAAUUUCAUCUUCAGUACUCAAACUGCUACACAUAAAGUUUGCUGCAAUGUUUUAAGCAAACUUAAUGCCAAGAAGUACUUGAUCGACAUGGAAGAGCAUGACGUGCAAAACAAGGUAGUGGAAAAUAUGCAUCCAUUAAGAUACAAAGACUUACCAACUGCAACAUUUGGAGAACUAGAACCUUUUUUGGAGCUCUGUAGAGAUGUAGUCAACAAAAGAACAGCCUCUGCUGUUAUCAUCAACACCGUGACCUGUCUAGAGAGCUCGUCUCUCACAAGGCUGCAACAAGAACUCCAAAUUCCGGUGUAUCCAUUAGGCCCUCUUCACAUUACAGAUUCAUCGACAGGAUUUACUGUGCUGCAAGAGGAUAGGAGCUGCGUUGAAUGGCUGAACAAGCAGAAACCAAGGUCUGUCAUAUACAUAAGUUUAGGAAGCAUGGUUCUCAUGGAAACCAAGGAGAUGUUAGAGAUGGCUUGGGGAAUGUUGAAUAGCAACCAACCUUUCUUAUGGGUCAUCCGACCUGGAUCUGUCUCAGGCUCCGAGGGGAUAGAGUCAUUGCCAGAGGAAGUCAGUAAGAUGGUUUUAGAGAAAGGAUACAUUGUGAAAUGGGCACCACAAAUAGAAGUACUAGGACAUCCCUCAGUGGGAGGCUUUUGGAGCCACUGUGGAUGGAACUCAACACUCGAGAGCAUUGUGGAAGGAGUUCCAAUGAUUUGCAGGCCUUAUCAAGGCGAGCAGAUGUUAAAUGCAAUAUAUCUAGAGAGUGUAUGGAGAAUAGGGAUUCAGGUAGGAGGUGAACUGGAAAGAGGAGCCGUCGAGAGAGCUGUGAAGAGGUUGAUUGUGGAUAAAGAAGGUGCAAGCAUGAGGGAGAGAACCCUUGUUUUAAAAGAGAAGCUCAAAGCCUCUAUUAGAGGUGGAGGCUCCUCAUGCAAUGCAUUAGAUGAGCUUGUCAAGCACUUGAAGACAGAGUGAAGAAUUAGAAUGCAAUGAUUUUUUUGUUAAAUGGUUUUUUUAAAGAGUUAAUGAUGCAUAUUUUUCAAAGUAGAUGAUUUUCUAUGCGCAAAUAAAAAAGUUAUUGGAACCAGAGGAAAGAUCCAAGCUUUUCAAAUUCAAGGAACGUCAUUGUUCUAAUUCGUAUUUAACAUUCCCAAUUAUGUAUAGAUCAUCACAAAAAUUCUAUAUUGACCAAAAUAUGCGUUUACUCUUUCGAAAAUGUUAGCUUCUUCCUUCGUUGA